This is a messenger RNA of Colletotrichum graminicola M1.001, 2958 nucleotides long. Its product is annotated as phosphatidylinositolglycan class N. Bases 1 to 2958 code for a protein of 985 amino acids. Gene Ontology annotation, biological process: GPI anchor biosynthetic process. Lineage: Eukaryota; Fungi; Ascomycota; Sordariomycetes; Glomerellales; Glomerellaceae. The record is from RefSeq and is a predicted model, not a curated record. Gene Ontology annotation, molecular function: mannose-ethanolamine phosphotransferase activity. The transcript has 6 exons. Gene Ontology annotation, cellular component: endoplasmic reticulum membrane.
AUGGCUGUCUCUUCGCGCGCCGGCUUUCUAGCCGUCGCAGUCGUCUUUCACCUCGCCUAUAUCUACUCUAUUUUCGACAUUUACUUUGUUAGUCCAAUCGUUUCAGGCAUGAAACUUAUCCAGAUCGACCGGCCCGAUCAUGUCAAGGCUCCCGCCGAUCGUUUGGUUCUCUUUGUUGGAGAUGGUCUACGAGCAGACAAGGCCUUCCAGUCCUUUCCAGAACCCUACCCCGAAUCCGAGGACGAUCUAGCCCCGCGGCCACUGGCCCCUUUCCUACGAUCCCGCGUCCUGAAGCACGGCACCUUUGGCGUGUCACAUACGCGCGUGCCCACCGAGUCUCGUCCAGGUCAUGUUGCGCUCAUCGCCGGUCUGUACGAGGAUGUCUCGGCAGUCGCGACUGGCUGGAAGCUCAACCCUGUCAACUUCGACAGCGUCUUCAACCGGAGCCGUCACACUUGGAGCUGGGGUUCUCCUGAUAUCCUUCCCAUGUUCGAGGAAGGCGCUGUUCCUGGUCGUGUGGAUUCCUACACCUAUGGUCACGAGUUUGAGGAUUUUAGCCAAGACGCUCUGCAGCUUGACUAUUGGGUUUUUGACCACGUCAAAGAACUUUUUGCCGAGGCGGCUAAGAACGAGACCCUGGACGCUGCCCUUCGUCAAGACAAGGUGGUCUUCUUCCUCCAUCUUCUUGGGUUGGAUACCAAUGGCCACUCGUACCGACCUUACUCAAAAGAAUAUCUCAACAACAUCAAGGUUGUGGAUCAAGGCGUCCAGGAAAUCACUGCACUUAUUGAAAAGUUCUAUGCUGAUGACCGAACCGCUUUCGUCUUCACGGCAGACCACGGCAUGAGUGACUGGGGAAGCCAUGGAGAUGGCCAUCCAAAUAACACUCGUACGCCCCUGAUCACUUGGGGUUCAGGCAUUGCACCACCGGUGCUCACCGCUAACUCUGUUGCUCCUGGGCACGAUGAGUACUCCUCUGAUUGGCACCUUGAUAAUGUUAAACGACAUGAUGUGGCACAAGCUGAUAUUGCGGCCCUGAUGGCUUACUUGAUUGGCGUGGAGUUCCCUGCUAACUCUGUCGGCGAACUACCCUUAUCGUAUGUUUCGUCAAGUAUCGAAGAGAAAGCGCAAGCAGCUCUUGUGAACGCUCGCGAGAUCCUUGAGAUGUAUAGGGUUAAAGAAGAACAGAAGAAGGCGACGGAAUUGCGCUAUCGACCGUUCGGGCCGCUGAGCAACGCGAAUCUUACCCCUGACCGCCGGGUCAGUGAAAUUCAAGGCCUUGUCGACGCUGGCAACUAUGAAGAGGCUAUUGAAGAAUCGGCUGCUCUUGUCAAGGUUGCGCUGGAAGGUCUGAGAUACCUCCAAACUUAUGACUGGCUCUUUCUCCGCACGCUGAUCACCAUCGGCUACCUUGGCUGGAUGGCAUUUGCGCUCACUGUUGUUAUCGGCUUGCAUGUCUUGCGAGGCAGCCACCCCCCUUGCCGUACGAGAGUGGGCACGACUGUGUUCACGUCAGUACUUGCGGCGCUGUACGCAUCUUUCGUCAUCUCCAAGUCCCCCAUCACCUACUACGCGUAUGGUUUCUUCCCUGUCGUCUUCUGGGAGGAAGUCUGGGCUCGGCGUCAUUCACUUGUCAAAGGCCGUCAGGUGCUUUUCGGGCACAUCAAGACCGGGGGCAGCGUGGUUUCGUUCUCGUUGAAUGUUGUGGUCUACGUCGGCAUCAUUGUUUCCCUCGCUCUUGGAUAUAUCCACCGCGAGGUCCUGACUGUUCUUUAUGUCCUUGCGGCCUUCUGGCCCAUGACGUACGGCUUGAGAUUCAUCCAUUCGAACGUUCUGUUGGCUGUGGUUUGGUUUUUCGCAUGCCUCGUGAUGAGUGUUUUUACAUUGCUUCCGGCCAUGAAAUCAGAGGACGUUCCUCUUAUUGUGGCAGGUGGGAUCGCUAUGGCGGCUAUUGGUAUGGCUUAUCUUGUCUGGGAAGACAAACUCCUUAGUCGGCCAGCCCUGCCGGCUGCCAGGGCUCUGACCGGCGUCCAGGUCGGCCUAAUCCUACUCGCAAUCAUAGUCACCCGGUCUAGCGCCUUGUCUCUCCAGGCAAAACUAGGAUUGCCCCGUGGCAACCAGGUGGUUGGCUGGAUUAUCCUCGUUGUGUCGCUACUUAUGCCUCUGGCCCAUCGCUUGCAGCCCAACAAUCAUUACAUGCACCGUCUAAUGACUAUGUUCUUGACCUGCGCGCCGACCUUUGUCAUUCUGACUAUUUCAUAUGAAGGAUUGUUUUAUGUGGCUUUCAGCAUUCUGCUGGUCUCUUGGGUGGGCCUUGAGCAUCGCGUAUUCGCAUUCAGCAAGAGGUUCGCAGACGAACGACGCUCCCAAUCUAACGGCACUGCCAACGAGGAGCCGAGACUCUCUCCGCCGGCUUUCAGAGCCUUAACUCUCGCCGACGCGCGAGUUUCAUUGUUCUUUUUUGUCUUGCUGCAGUCUGCCUUCUUCAGCACAGGCAAUGUGGCUUCGGUCUCGUCCUUCAGCUUGGACAGUGUGUACCGGCUAAUCCCUAUCUUCGACCCCUUUUCCCAGGGAGCACUACUCAUACUGAAGCUGAUGAUCCCCUUCGCUCUCAUCUCGGCCAACUUCGGAAUACUUAAUGUCAGACUGGGUGUGGCGCCGUCGUCUCUUUUUAUGUUGGUUAUGGCCAUUAGCGAUGUUCUUACUCUCUACUUCUUCUGGGUAGUGAAGGACGAGGGCUCGUGGUUAGAGAUUGGCUCCACCAUCAGUCACUUUGUCAUUGCGAGUCUGCUGUGUGUGUUUGUGGCAGCUCUCGAGGGGGUCAGUGCGCUGUUUAUUGGCGGCAUUGAGGUCGAGGGACCCCAAGGUGAAGGCGAGCAGAACGGGGCGGUGGCAUCUCGUACCACAGGGCGCACAACUGCCAAUGGCAAGACUCCUUUAACCGCUACCAAAGCAUAA